Messenger RNA from Eruca vesicaria subsp. sativa (arugula), 1741 nucleotides. Lineage: Eukaryota; Viridiplantae; Streptophyta; Magnoliopsida; Brassicales; Brassicaceae. The record is from the annotation of a GenBank genome assembly.
CUUUUGACUCCCUCCCCUACUUCUACUUCUUCUUCUUCCUGUGGCCACUCUCUACACAGUCCACAUAAACCUACUUCUCUGACGAAGACAGAGAGAGCUUCAUCACCUUCAGAUCGGCGCCAGAUCCCUCGCCGCAUCUUCUCUCCACUAUCCCUGAACGUGGCAGCAGAUAUGAUGGAAUCCGGCGCUGGCUUCGCGGCGAUGGAAGAGAGGAUCCCAAUCCCUCCUCCGGGAAGUUUCUUCCAGUUUCCUCUCUCUGGUGGAUUCCGUGCUCCUUCUCCCAAUCGAUCCCCUUGUCCUCCCUCUAAUCGUGAAAGGUACUUGGCUGAUUUAUUGCAAGAGAGACAAAAGUUGGCUCCUUUUCUGCAAGUUAUGCCACAUUGCUGCAGACUACUUAAUCAAGAGAUAAGGAGGGUUUCCAGUUUGUCUGAUUUUGAUAGGUGUGAUAAUGGCAGUCCAUUUAGAUCACUUGGCCAGCCGGCAAAUGGAAAGCUUGAUUUGGACGGAUGGUCAAUGAUGCAAGGAGAGGAUAAUUUUCAUCUUCAGAGAGGUUCACCAUUUCGUGCUCCUCCUCCAGUGGGCUGGGGUGGUAUGCCAGGACUCCACGCCCCACCCAUUGUGAAAAGAAUUAUUAGGCUUGAUGUGCCUGUGGACAAAUUUCCAACCUAUAACUUUGUUGGGAGGAUUCUCGGGCCACGUGGGAACUCUUUGAAGAGAGUUGAGCUAGCAACACACUGUAGGGUGUUUAUUAGAGGACGAGGAUCUGUGAAGGAUACUGUCAAGGAGGAGAAGCUCAAAGGUAAGCCAGGGUACGAGCAUCUCUGCGAGCCACUACAUAUACUGAUCGAAGCUGAGCUUCCAGAGGACAUAAUACACUCUCGAUUGGAGCAUGCAGUGCAUUUCCUGGAGUCCCUCCUAAUGCCAAUGGAUGAAUCAAUGGACCACUACAAAAGGGAACAGCUGAAGGAGUUAGCGGCUUUGAAUGGUACGCUAAGAGAGGAGAGUCCAAGUCUGAGCUUGAGCCCUUGUUUGAGUCCGAGUAUGUCCCCUUUCAACAGCAAGCGUGCCAAGACUGGACAAUAAAGAUUUUUACUCAAGUGAUGAUCAAGUUCAAAUGGCAUGGUCGUGUGGGCAAGAGAAAAGGCCUCUAUGCAUUGCUCUUAUCUAUCUGGGAGGUGACAAUGUUCUAAUUAACGUUUGAGACUCUUCAAUUAAUUUUUUUUUUUCCCUGUCAUUAAGUUUAUUCUUUAUUGUUGAACAUUUUUGUUGGCUUUAGCAGAGAUGACCAAUAACCACUGCGUAAUAAACUUAAUAAUGGUGUUUUAUGAAAUGUAAUCUCUUUCUGAAUCAUGCAACUUUUGUAAGUUCGAAACCAAAGAUAUAAAUUUCCUUAAUGUGUCUUUGGAGUUGAAUGAAUCUAUUUUAUCUUACAUGUAAAAGAACAUGCCAAUACAAACAAAUAUACCCAAGGCAUUUUGUUGACAAAUUGUAUUUUUGUGUUUAAUCUCGAAGGCCUAAUUCAACCUCGAGUUCAUCAUCUUCCUCAAAGAGUUUCAACAGUCGAGCGUACUGCUCGUCUCUUUUCUUCUUCUGCCAUAACCUGUAUAGAAAGAAGGAGAACACAGCUACAGCCACCAAUCCGACCAGUAUGAGGAUUACUUUUGUCCCUGUUCCGCCUGAAGAAGUGUGAGACUCUGCUUUAGCUCCUGAAUUUGCAUUCUUGGAAUCUCCCGAUAGACCU